Molecule: messenger RNA, 345 nt
Organism: Pelobates cultripes (western spadefoot toad)
Lineage: Eukaryota; Metazoa; Chordata; Amphibia; Anura; Pelobatidae
Source: the annotation of a GenBank genome assembly
AUGAAAAGAAAUCAUCGCCGGCAGAGAAUCCGAACCCACAUAAGUCGACUACACGGCACGGGAUCCACAAUGCCCCACUUACCUGCACACACGAGCGGAAAUAGAGGAGACAGGUACCAGACCCAGAGCUCUGAGGUGACCUACACCAAGCGACUGACACCAAGCAGACACCAUCGGAAAAACGCAGCACCUGACCGUUCACCACAAAACAACUCACACGAAUCAAGCUGGGGAAUCCAGACUAAGAACCACCACUCGGCACAGACCAACCGAAGGGCAGGAGGAGACAACAGGUCAAGCUAUACAACAGAUUACUUAUUAAAGCAUAUCAAGGGCAUCGGAUGA